AUGACAAUCAUUCUCUUCUGUGACUACAUCUGCAAGAUCCAACUGGUCGAUUUGCUCAGUGAGCAUUAUGCCUUCAGACCUACGAUUACCAUAUUCAGCACCGACCUGAGAAGGGAACAUAUAGCAGCUGAUGGUUUAUCUCAUGCAGUAGAUGGUGCACCUUCAGACCCCAUCUCAACUAUAGCAGCACUCGUAAUUAAUGGAGAGGAGACGGUAUCCAUGGUACCAAAACAUAAGGUACAAAGUCAUGAGACAACAGGUUACACUCCAACCUUUCUUAACUUUGGACACGAGUUAUUCAGCCACGUCUCCCAAUAUGUGGUUUAUGAUGGAUCAGAGAAAAUGACUAAGAUCGAUGAAAAACUAAGGUUAAUCACGGAAGAUGUCCACAGUGGGUUGUGGCAAGUCCAAGAAAACGCACACACUCCCAGACCUAAGUAAAUACUAUACUGCCAAACUUGCAUUGAAGUAUGAA
Messenger RNA from Nezara viridula (southern green stink bug), 475 nucleotides. Lineage: Eukaryota; Metazoa; Arthropoda; Insecta; Hemiptera; Pentatomidae. The record is from the annotation of a GenBank genome assembly.